Esox lucius (northern pike) is the source of this 10077-nucleotide messenger RNA. It is a transcript of the gene hdac5, whose product is annotated as histone deacetylase 5. Gene Ontology annotation, biological process: negative regulation of transcription by RNA polymerase II; chromatin organization. Gene Ontology annotation, molecular function: histone deacetylase activity. Gene Ontology annotation, cellular component: histone deacetylase complex. Lineage: Eukaryota; Metazoa; Chordata; Actinopteri; Esociformes; Esocidae. The record is from RefSeq and is a predicted model, not a curated record. The coding region runs from base 1067 to 4522 and encodes 1151 amino acids. The transcript is spliced from 24 exons.
ACCUCGGCGCUCCGCAACACAGUUAGGUAGAAGUUACCGUGAGAACAAACAAGCAGGGAAAAGGAGACCAAAGGAGAUUUUGGGCUAGGGGAAAGGCGUUGCAGGUUUUAAUGAGUCUUUCUCUGGUUGAGGUGAUGGGUGGUUCCGGCACGUUCUGACUGCUUCUUCCUCUGUAAUGAGACAGUGGCAGAGUGCAGCAGUGCUGCCUUUGUGAAGAGGAAGGAGGAGGACUCUCAGCAGCUGCAGUACAGAGAGGAGAGACCAGGACGCCGUCAACAACGGUCUCCCUCCCCAGCACCGUCUACACUACCUCCUAGUGAUCUACUUUUAGCAUCUCUCUCUCUCCCUUCCUCCUCGCGCUCUCUCUCUCUCACUCCCCCUCCCUCCUUUUCACUCUCUUCUCACCACGCGCUGAUCUCUCCCUUGGCGCUCUCAGCUUCCUCGCCGACGCAGUGACAGCCAGCCUCCUGAGCUUCCCGUGUCCAUGUCUACUCUGCUUGUGACAAAGAUUCAGACGGUUUUUUGACCUAAAGACUGACGAGAAUCACCCACUGACCCUCUUUUUCUGUUCUUUUUUUUUUUUUUUUUUUUUGUGCUGCUGCUUGCAUUUAUUUACCACCGCUCGGCAGUUUUUAAUGCAUGAUGUUUUGAGAGGGCUACAAAACCUGAAGAGGCCAGGGUGGAUUUCAACUUUGCUAGUCUACUGAUUUUGAUCCACGCUACUUGUUUAGUUCCUUCUGUAGAACUAUUCGUAGCCCUACUCACGUGGAGACACUGCGGUUUGUUUAUUCGGGGGUGGGGGGGCCAUGGAGGUUCAAGGAUUUCUCCCCAUCAGUUUGCAGAUCUGUAGAAGAUAAGGAGGUUCAAGGAUUUUUCUCCAUCAGUUUGCUUAUCUGUAGAAGAGGCGUUCUGGAGUUUUUCUAUAAAGCCCUAAGGAGGACGUCUCUUCGUUGUUUAAUCACCUUUUCAUCCACUCCAAAGUUUUCGGUCAUUUUCUGCAGCUGAAUACUUGCCGGGAUAGUUUCGGUCAUUGUUUCCCCAUACUUAUUGGAAGGACACCAGUGGCAUGCUUUUGAGGCCCACCGUGCCGGGGCUUUGCGCAAUGUUGCAGACGAUCUACGAGACAGAGUCCUGCUUCUCCUCAGACACUGUGUCCAGCACGGAGCAACCUCUGGACCUGCUGCCCCAGUCCCGAGUGCCCGCCAUGCCCAGUGCUGCUGUGGAGGUGAAGACCCCUGUCCCCUCGGGGAUGCAGAGCCCAGUGGGCAGCGGGGAGCAGGGUGGCGGAGGUGGUGGGGGCCCUGUGGACCUGAGGACGGACAACAGGCUGGGACCCCUGUGUGGAGGAGGUGGCGGGGUGGACCCAGCCAUGAGGGAGCAGCAACUACAGCACGAACUGCUCCUUCUCAAGCAGCAGCAAGAACUUCAGAAACAGCUCCUUUUCGCCGAGUUCCAGAAGCAGCAUGAGGUUCUCACACGCCAGCAUGAGGUCCAGCUGCAGGAGCACCUGAAGUUCCCCCUGGCGUCCCUGCAGCAGCAGCAGGAGAUUCUGGCGGCCAAGCGGCAGCAGGAGCUGGAACAGAAGAGAAAGCUGGAGCAGCAGAGGCAUGAGGAGCUGGAGAAACAAAAGUUGGAGCAGCAGCUCCUAAUGCUCCGCAACAAGGAGAAGGGCAAAGAGAGUGCCAUUGCCAGUACCGAGGUGAAACUGAAGCUCCAGGAGUUCCUCCUGAGUAAAAAAGAGCCAGGAACCCCCGGCGGACUGAACCAUUCCUUCCCCCAGAAAUGCUGGGGUGCCCACCACACCUCUCUGGACCAGAGCUCCCCCCCUCAAAGCAACACUCCAGGGACACCUCCCUCCUACAAACUGCCCCCGUUACUUGGGUCCUAUGAGGGCAAGGACGACUUCCCCCUCCGCAAGACUGCCUCCGAGCCCAAUCUGAAGGUGCGCUCGCGGUUAAAGCAGAAGGUGGCUGAGAGGCGGAGCAGUCCUCUGCUGAGAAGGAAGGACGGGACAGUGAUCAGCACUUUCAAAAAGAGAGCCAUUGAGGUCUCCGUGUCCUCCAUGUGCAGCAGUGCGCCUGGCUCCGGUCCCAGCUCGCCCAACAGCUCCAACAGUGCCAUCGCAGAGAAUGGCUCCAGUGGAUCGGUCCCCAACAUUCACACUGAGCUGCGGUCCCUCCACCAGACCCUUAACGCCGACGGGAGCGUCAGCCCGCUGAGCCUCUACACAUCGCCCUCGCUGCCCAACAUCUCCCUGGGCCUGCCUGCCAACUCGCACCUUACUGCCAACCAGAAGCUGUUGCAGGAGGCGGAGAGGCAGGCCAUCCAGACCAUGCGACAGGGCGGGGCUCUGACGGGCAAGUUUGUCAGCAGCUCGUCCCUGCCGGCGUCAUGCCUGCCGCCUGGGAUGCAGCACGACUCAGACCCCCCCCAGCCCCCCAACAGCCACAGCAGCCACUCCUCCCUGCUGCAGCACGUCCUCCUGCUGGAGCAGGCCCGGCAGCAGAGUGCCCUCCUCUCAGUUCCAAUGUACGGUCAGUCGCCGCUGGUGACGGGCGAGCGGGUGUCCAACAGCAUGCGCACGGUGACCAAGCUGCCGCGCCACCGACCCCUGAGCCGCACCCAGUCCGCGCCCCUCCCCCAGAGCCCACAGGCCCUGCAGCAGCUUGUGAUGCAACAGCAGCACCAGCACUUCCUGGAAAAGCAGAAGCAAUACCAGCUUAACAAGAUUCUCUCCAAAGGAGUGGAGCUCCCUCGCCAGCCACCCACCCAUCCCGAGGAGACUGAGGAGGAGCUCACAGAGACGCAGGAGAUGCAGGAGGAGGGUUUAGGGAUGGGGCCUGAGCAUCUGGGGGAGGCGCGACCUCAGGAGCAGAGACUCCCCAAGGAAGGGUCAGGGGAGACGUCGCCAGCCUCAGAACACCUGCUGACCCCGCUGAAGGGCGAGAGCACCGAGAGCGACUUGGAGGAGGAGGAUGAUGAAGAUGAGGCCAUCCAGCUGAGGGAGUGUGAUGAGGAAGGUGUACCUUAUGGCCAGUUUUCGGACCAGCAUCCCCUGCAGCAGCUCAAUGUGUUCCAUGCGUCCUUGUCCCUCUCGGGCUUGCCCCACAGACCUCUGGGAAGGGCCCAGUCCUCACCUGCCACUGCCAGCCUCAAAGGGACUCCCGUUGGCGAUUUCCCCAUCAAGCACCUCUUCACUACCGGGCUGGUAUACGACACAUUCAUGCUGAAGCACCAGUGCAUGUGUGGCAACACCCACAUCCACCCGGAGCACGCCGGCCGCAUCCAGAGCGUGUGGUCCCGCCUGCAGGAGACCGGCCUGCUGGGCCGCUGUGAGAGGAUCCGAGGAAGAAAGGCCACGUUGGACGAGAUCCAGACGGUCCAUUCGGAGUACCAUGCUCUCUUAUACGGCACCAGUCCUCUCAACAGGCAGAAACUAGACAGCAAGAAGCUCCUAGGACCAAUCAGUCAGAAGAUGUAUGCCGUGUUGCCCUGUGGAGGUAUUGGGGUGGACAGUGACACCGUGUGGAACGAGAUGCACUCCUCGGGCGCUGUCCGAAUGGCUGUUGGCUGCGUCAUCGAGCUGGCCUUUAAAGUGGCCGCGGGUGAAUUGAAGAACGGUUUCGCCGUGGUGCGCCCCCCGGGACAUCACGCCGAGGAGUCCACUGCCAUGGGUUUCUGUUUCUUCAACUCCGUGGCCAUCACAGCCAAGCUGCUCCAGCAGAAGCUGGGAGUGGGCAAGAUCCUGAUAGUGGACUGGGAUAUUCACCAUGGUAACGGGACACAGCAGGCCUUUUACAACAACCCCAACGUGCUUUACGUGUCCCUGCAUCGCUACGACGACGGAAACUUCUUCCCUGGCAGCGGGGCUCCUGAGGAGGUGGGGGCUGGACCCGGUGUUGGCUUCAACGCAAACAUUGCAUGGACGGGAGGCGUGGAACCGCCCAUGGGCGACGUGGAGUACCUGACCGCCUUCAGGACAGUGGUGAUGCCCAUAGCCAAUGAGUUCUCCCCUGACGUGGUCCUAGUGUCUGCUGGGUUCGACGCUGUGGAGGGUCACCAGUCUCCUCUGGGAGGAUACAGUGUCACCGCUAAAUGUUUUGGCCACCUCACCAAACAGCUGAUGAAACUGGCUGGGGGACGCGUAGUCCUGGCCCUGGAAGGAGGUCAUGACCUCACGGCCAUCUGUGACGCCUCCGAGUCUUGUGUGGCAGCCCUGCUCGGUGACGAGCUGGAGCCUCUGCCUCUGGCGGUCCUCCAACAGAAGCCCUGUCCCAAAGCUGCUUCCUCUUUGGAGAGGGUCAUUGAGAUACAGAGUAAACACUGGAGCUCUCUCCAAAGGCUGGCUCCCACCGUCGGCCUGUCCCUGAUGGACGCCCAGCGUAGAGAGAAGGAUGAGGCCGACACAGUCACCGCCAUGGCGUCGCUCACUGUGGAUACCGAGCAGGCCGCCGCCUCCGCCGCCUCCACCGAGACCAACAGGUCUACCGAAGAGCCAAUGGAAGAGGAGCCUGUCUUAUAGGAGAAGAUGGAAAGCGUUCUCACCUUGGUCUCUACAUCCUUGUGCACUAGCCUUCUCCUGUCACAGCAUCCACUCCUUUUUGCAGCUCUCCUUAGUCGCGCCUCCCUCUAUCUUUUUAGGAGGACUGAUGAGCUUAUGCUAUCCCCACCUGAACUCUGCCACACUGAGGUGAGUGUGUUCAAAUGUGUGAGAGGGGACACGGAUGAGGCACAACUGACCUUAAAGGGGAAGCAGUGGAUGUGCAUGAUUGGUGGAGAAGCAGGAAGAGGCAGGACCUUUUGAGGAUCCUGUGUCUUUUGAUUUUUGAUUUCAAAUUUCAUUUUUUGUAUUCCUGGACAUAGAAAGCAAAAGUUGUGGAUUCAGGACGGCGCUUUGGCUUGGGGCCGAGAGGCUUUGUGCAUUUCUUGUGCUACUUUAUUCUUUUCAGGAAGAUUUGGACUGAAAAAUCCAACAAUCAGAAAACAGCCACAAAUACACUCAAACUCCCAUGCAUUAUAAUAUACACUAAGUUCCCCAGAGAGGAACAACUAUGGGGUUGUAUCAAUGAAUUACGCUCUUCCUUUCAGAGCAUGUGUACCUCUGUUCCUAUUUCCUGUGUUAUUUGGUAUGUGUCUGUUCAGUUAUCUGUUUAAAGAAGCACACAAACGUAUUAAUGUGAUAUAUGUAUAAGCAUAUAUGUGGCUUUAUAUGUGUGCUAUAUACACAUAUAUUCCUUUCAAUGUCUAUCCGAUAUCAGCUGUGCUUGCAAGUGGAGGUCGAGCUUUGGAGCCUGCCAAGAGGGACUUACAAUUCUCCAAUUCACCCAUUUCUUUUUUUCUUCUGGAAACCUCAGCUCCCUCCACUUUGUAAAGGACGGCGUGAAUUUUGAGGGGGGUUUUUACCCUUGACUUUGUUUGGACUAUCACGAAGACACACAAACACACUUGCGUACCAACACUCAAACUCACCGCCUGAUGCAAGGGAAGCCCACGGUUUGGACGAGGAAGGGGUUGGAGGAGGAUGUACGGAUUAGAAACCUGUUCCUGCAUCAGUUUGAGUUACGUUUGCUGCGGAGACUGUGAGGAUUCUUGCGGCAGUCGUUGGACUGAAGGAGGAAGUCUUUAGAAGAAAUUGGUGCCUUUUAUAUUAAAUAUCCCAAAUAACACUAACCACGCCACCACCACUUAGCAUAACACGAAAAAGAAAGACAAAUCCACACACUUGUUACUCUCAUGUCUGUUUUGUUUGUGUAUUUGUUUGCUUGUUUUUUUUGUUGUUGUUGUUGUUUUUUUUUUAAAUGCCUUAAUUUCCUCCAGAGAAUGCACCGUUUUUAGCCAUGGCCGCAGAAAGAGCAGAGCUUAGAUUCUUCUCUUAUGUCCUCUCUCUUUUCCCCCUUUUUCUUUCUGGGUUUGUGUAAUACUUAAGUCAAAGGUCAGUGUGGCCUUAACAACGUAUUCGUAUCUUGGCGUCCUUUAUCGAUCCCUGGCAGUACAUACGCAGCUGACAGUAUGAUUGUGAGGAAAUUUGAACUCCACAAUGACAAUAUUUGUGUUUUCUUUCUGUCACUAAAGACUUGGUCAUGUACAGCUCUGGGUAGCCGCUCAUCCAGAGAUGUUUCAAUAACAAACUCUUGUUUUGCAAUUUAUUUCAGGAGAUCUGAACUUGGUCACUUUUUUUAAACAAACCUUUUAUUUUGUAAAAAAAAAAUAUAUAUAUAUAAAAUAGAUAUAUACGAAUAAUGAUUAAGUGUUAAUCCAAUCAAAUUGGAUGUGAAUAUAUUUGAGAAAUGUAAAAAAAAAACAUUUAAUGUUAAAGCACAUUGUAUUUCUGUUUUCCUAAUCAAUGGUUUGUCUGUUUUCUAAGUGGUAUUGGGAUUUCUUUUUUUCAUAAAAAAGAGACAAAACGGAAAUGUCAAUUUAGCGAUAUGGAGGUGGAUCUCAUUUGGUAAAUAACGAUGAGCAAGCCCCUCUUUAGAUGUUUACACUGCAAUACCCCAACCCCUAAAACUGUUGUCUACCGGUCAGCUGACAAACCCUUUCACAUUAUUUGUGCCAGUUGCUGGUGGGUUUUCAUCAAGUGAUGUAAGCAUCAAGUGCUGUCACUUGAUGCCUACAUGACUGAAAAAAAUCAAAAUAAAAUACUAGGUCUUUUGAAAAGGUUUAUUUUUCCAGUGGGAGUUCAUACAUUAUCCGUUAUAAUCAAGGUUAAGGAAUUAAUCCUAAUCAAAUAUAUCUGUGUGGAAUCUGAAAUCGCCCGUAACCAGCAUACUCAAGACAAAGAGCGAUUGUCUACAUUGAUCUUUGUGUUUUAUUUCAAGCAAUACACCACACUAUUGACAGCGUUUUCUGCAUCGCGUCUGUCCCAUAGUUAUCAAGGUCAAACACAAUCAUUAAGGAAUAGGCUAUUUCUUUAGAGGUCUUCCCACAAAUCAUGUCUUUGUUUCUGUAUCUGUCCAUUUGCCAGCACAAGGCACUGUUGGAACUUUCCCACAGUUGUAUAUUGAACUUAUUUAUCAACAUAUUGUCAUAGCUAUACAGUGAUGAGGUUUUCAGGAAUAUUAAAGGGGUAUUUUACACCAAGCACCCUCACUAAUAACCUUUCCUCACAUAAAACACAAAGGGCUAGCCCAGUUCAAUUCCAAAUCAAAGUGUAUUUAAGGUUUUCGCGCUAUAUGAAGGAUAUGUCAUUGGAUGACUGAGGAUCAAGCUGAAUGGAGAAAUUCUGGAUGAAUGAGAAGGAUGGAAACCAUUGGAUUUCACCAUUGUACAUUUCUCAUUUUGGAAUUCAAGCAUAUAGCUGUAUCUACCUUGCAUAGAGUGUUGGACUUGGACUCAUGUUGAAAACGUAUUAAAUUUGACUUUGUCAUUGAACUACCCCUUUACAUUCAUACAGGCAGUCAGUGUUAUGUACAGUACCAGUCAAAGGUUUAUACACACCUAUUCAUUCAAGGGUAUUUCUUAAUUUUUAAAUAGUAAAAUAAUAGUAAAGACAUCAACACCAUGAAGGAAGACAUACGGAAUCAUGUAGUGUCAACAAAAAUCUAAAUACAAUUAUAUUUUUGAUUACUCAAAGCAGCCACCGUUUGCCUUGAUGACAGCUUUGCACAAUCUCUGCCAGCUUAAUGAGUCUCUCAGCCAGCUUAAUGAGUUAGUCACCUACAGUCUUGAAGGCGUUCCCACAUCUUCUGAGUACUUGCUGGCUGUUUUUCCUUCACCUUGCUGUCCAACACAUCCCAAACCACCUCUAUUGGGUUGAGGUACGGUAAUGGUGGAGGCUGUGUCAUUUGAUGCAGUCUACUUCUUGGUCAAACAGUCCCUUGUACAGCCUGGAGUUGUCUUUUGGCUCAUUGUCCUGUUGAAAAACAAAUGAUAGUCCCACUAAGCGCAAACCAGUUGGGAUGGCAUUUUGCUGCAGAAUGCUGUUGUAGUCAUUCUUGAUGAGUGUGCCUUGAAUUCUAUAUAAAACAUAGUGUCACCAACAAAACGCCCCCACGACUGCACUUGAAGAAACCUUCCAGAUUGACUGACCUUCAUGUAAUAAAGUAAUUAUUGACCUUUACUGUCAUUUUUGUUUGCUUGUUUGAGCUGUUGCCAUAAUAUGGACUACUACAGUACAUAUGUCUUCUGUAUACCAACCCUCUAUAACACAACUGAUGGGCACAUUAAGGAAAGAAAAUCCCCAAAUGCGUACCUGUUUAUUGAAAUGAAUUUCAGAUGACUACCUCUGAAGCCUGGUUGAGAUAAUACAAAGCUGUCAACAAGAUGACAAAGAUGACAUUCUACUUUGAAGAAUCUACAAUAUGAAAUCGAUUUUAUUUUUCUUCACACCUUUUUUUUGGUUCCUACGUGAUUCCGUAUGUUAUUUCACCGUUUUGAUGUCUUCAGUGUUUGACUGGUACUGAACCUCCCAGGGUCUUGCUGACUGCCGUCGGUUGUCAGUGUUUUCUGUGGUGGUUGCCAGCGGUACUUCUUCCCAGGUGGAACACAUGUGCCUGAUGUCACAAAACAGAACAGGCAUUUGCCAUUUGACCGAACUCUAAUCAUGGUGUCAUAUGACCGCCAUGUCACCAGGGCAAGAAUUUAAACAUUAUUUUCUUCACAUGUGAAUGGAUGCCAUUGUACUCACAUAUGUAAUAUACACAGAGACUCCUACUUCCUUUACGUGUGUGCGUGUGUGUGUGCGUGUGUGCGUGUGUGUGUGUUGGGGGCGUGUGUUGGGGGCGUGGUGUGGGGGGGGCGGGCUUGGCUUACAGUAUAUGGGACUACUGUGACCUAGUUUUGUAAUGUUUUGAUGUAGAUCACUCACCAUUGAGAUGUUGUGCACAGUUUUGUAUCUUCAUCUUGUAAGGUAUACAGAACGCUUACUGGGCUGUCCUAUGGGGGAGAUGAACGAAAGAGUGACCCUAUUUUUUUUGAUCGAACAGACUCUGUACCUUUCAACCACGUUGGUUUGAGACGGAUGUGUGUUUACGAGGUCAGGGCUUUUUAUUUUUUAUGGCUAUGGUAGCGGGGCAACAAAAAGAAAACACUCACACCGAUAGAGAGGCUACUAAGAAUAGAGGAAUGUUUUUGUCUUGCCUUGGACACAACAGCUAUUACAAGUGGUGACCAUGCAGAUAGGUCCUUGCAGUCUUUUCCUUCUCUUUCCAAACAGAUACUGGAAGCUGUCCAAUCUGUGUAAAUGGUCUCAACUCGUCCACCAUUGAAGAUAGCUUUAUUGUUGCCGCCACACUAUUUUGCUAUUCAGUAAAUAAUGUAUAUUUAUUGAUAUUUCAUACGUUGUGUAUAUGUAGUGACCUAUGAUCAUCGAGGUUCAAAGAGUAAUUGUAUAUUUUUUUGACUUUGGAAAGAGGAGUGUGUCUCUUACAUUGUGUCCUUCCACUGCGCUGGUGUUUCAAUCUCCACUUUCUGUGGUCAGAUGUUUAAAUAUGUGACUGUCUCUUACCUUAUAUUUUGAAUAUAUUCUUUUUCUCUAUUCUGGUCAUAACUAAUGCAGACGUUUUGAAUUGAUCAAAGCACAUUCCUUAUUUUCUUGUGUUCUUUCGAAUGCUUUCCUGUUGCGACAAUACAAAAUUUGUUUAUACUAAUUGCUACUCACGUGUAUAUAAGUGCAUAUACCGGUAUGUGUACACGUUCAAUACACGAUAUUUGAGCAAUCUAUUACUGUGACUAUUAUUGAUGAAAAUAGCUGUCCCUUUGAAUUAUCCCUUUUUUCAUGAAUUGCAUUGUGCACAGCGCCACCUCAUGGGUUCCCUGAAUUGCAUUGUGCACAGCGCCACCUCAUGGGUUCCCUGAAUUGCAUUGUGCACAGCGCCACCUCAUGGGUUCCCUGAAUUGCAUUGUGCACAGCGCCACCUUGUGGGAACAGUGCAAUUGCAGCAAGGAUCUUAAAGGGAAGGUCGAGUCUCAUUACUGUUUUAUUUCAGGUUUUGUGUAAAUUAAAAAAAAAGCCCUUUUUUAUUACUCUCAUUGUAAUGUUGUGACAUCCUAUUUUUUUCUUUUUUUCCUUUUUAAAAAAAAAAAAAAGUGUUUUAAUUGUCUUAAACUCAAUAAAGCGAUUCACUGCUCCAAUACAAA